UUCCGGAGAACUCAAGAUCGAUAAACACCCACCGGUAACCCGGCUCCACCUAUAUCUCCGGCGACCGGACGUUUCAAUUUUUCAUUUUGAUGAAAUGAUGACCACCGCGAUUCUCUCCUCUACGCACUCUUCUUCCGCCUCCGCCUUCCCGCCGGCCGCCUGUUCGGCCACACUCCAUUCUUCUUCCUCUUAUGCCGCUCCUUCUAUACUCAGUCUUCCUAGUAUAACCAAAAACUCCGGUGCGAGCAGGCUCCGUCUGCGUGCUCAGCUCUCCUCUUCGUCGCCCCGAAUGAUCGAGAAGGAAACGCCGGAGUCUCACCGGCCCGAUACGUUCCUGCGAGAUUCUGAUAACGGGAGCUUCUCCGGCGUGGGGAAUGAGUCCAAUUCCGUGAGGGCUCGCUUUGAGAAGAUGAUUAGGGAGGUUCAGGACAGCGUCUGCUCGGCCUUGGAGGCCGUGGAUGGAGAGGGGAAGUUUAAGGAAGACGUUUGGUCUCGCCCUGGCGGGGGCGGUGGGAUCAGUAGGGUUUUGCAGGACGGCGCUGUAUUUGAAAAGGCCGGCGUCAAUGUCUCCGUCGUUUACGGAAACAUGCCUCCCGAGGCCUAUCGUGCUGCCAAGCCCUCCGGCUCUGCCGCCGACAAUGGCAAUGUAAAGGCCGGCCAUGUUCCCUUUUUCGCUGCUGGGAUUAGCUCGGUUCUGCAUCCGAAGAACCCUUUUGCUCCAACUCUGCAUUUCAACUAUCGGUAUUUUGAAACCGAUGCUCCAAAAGAUGCUCCUGGAGCACCAAGGCAGUGGUGGUUUGGUGGUGGUACGGAUUUGACACCUUCUUACAUCUUUGAUGAGGACGUAAAACACUUCCAUUCGGUUCAAAAAAGUGCUUGUGACAAGUUUGAUCCCAGCUUCUAUCCUCGAUUCAAGAAAUGGUGUGAUGAUUAUUUUUAUAUUAAGCACCGUGGAGAGAGAAGAGGCCUUGGAGGAAUUUUCUUUGAUGAUCUAAAUAACUAUGAUCAAGAGAUGCUUCUUUCCUUUGCUACAGAGUGCGCGAAUUCCGUCAUCCCUGCAUAUAUACCAAUCGUAGAGAAGAGGAAGGAUACACCCUUCACAGACACUCACAAGGAAUGGCAACAACUACGUAGGGGGCGCUACGUAGAAUUCAACCUGGUUUAUGACCGUGGAACAACAUUUGGACUAAAGACCGGAGGCCGGAUAGAGAGUAUUCUCGUUUCUCUUCCAUUAACUGCACGAUGGGAGUACACCCACCAACCAGAAGAGGGGAGUGAAGAAUGGCGGCUAUUGGAUGCUUGUAUCAACCCAAAGGAUUGGAUCUGAGUUAAUCAAUCUACUUUGUUAGUGAUUUGUAAUUGUUUUGCUGGCAAUUGAUUUUUUAAAAUUUUGUUGUUUUCUUGUAUUAGUUGAGUUUGGAAUAUUUUGUGAAGGUUUAUUAACCUAGUCUUGAUAGAUCUAUUGGCUAAUGGCUAUUGCUUAGUUUUAUUACCUUAAUAUUGUAGCAUUCGUACUGUAGAAGAAUGGUGUUUGAUACAUAAUACUUCCUCUUUACCAUUUUAGUUUAA
Messenger RNA from Ipomoea nil (Japanese morning glory), 1569 nucleotides. RefSeq names its product coproporphyrinogen-III oxidase 1, chloroplastic-like. Bases 95 to 1327 code for a protein of 410 amino acids. The transcript is spliced from 8 exons. NCBI's taxonomy places the organism in Eukaryota, Viridiplantae, Streptophyta, Magnoliopsida, Solanales, Convolvulaceae. The record is from RefSeq and is a predicted model, not a curated record. Gene Ontology annotation, cellular component: cytoplasm; chloroplast stroma. Gene Ontology annotation, molecular function: coproporphyrinogen oxidase activity.